AGCAUCUGCAGUGCAUGGUCUCCGCACCUCCAGGACGCGGCCGCGCGGGCAUGGAGAACCUCACGGAGAGCAUCGCCUACUUGGACAGUGAGAUCGACAUGGUGACCACGAGGAUCCUCUCCACCUGGGACUGGAGGAGCCCGGAGAAGUGCGCGGGAGCUCAGCGGGGGUCGCCCCUCUGUGCGUCUCCGGAGUCCCCCGCGGAGUCCAUGUGCUCCUCGCCCGAGAUGCCGCCGACCUCGGGUGACCUGCACGCCAGUGCGACUUCUUUGGGCCGCCCGGCGCAGGAGAUCGGCGUCCGACAGGCUGCGGAGAAGCCCCCCAAGGCCAAAAUGUCCACGAAGAGGCGCAUGAAGGCGAGCGAGAGAGAGAAGAUGAGGAUGAGGAGCCUGGCCGACGCUCUCCAUCAGCUGCGCCAUUACCUGCCUCCGGAUUACAGUGAGAGGGGUCAGCCGCUCACCAAGAUACAGACCCUCAAGUACACGAUCCAGUACAUCAACGAACUUUCUGAGCUGCUGAAGAAAACGUAAAGCCGGUUCCCACCCACGGAAGCAACACGUAACAUUCCACGCGCGGACGGACUGUGCGUCGACUGGAAGCGUGGGGCUCGUCGCAGUGUGAAGUGAUGCUUCGCAACUUGAUGUGUGCUGACUCCCACAGUUUCUUUUUCCAUUUACUGGUUUUACAUCCUUGGGCUACUGUAUAUAUAUAUAUAUUAUUGUGAUGAAUAUGAUUUC
Messenger RNA from Scleropages formosus (Asian bonytongue), 737 nucleotides. RefSeq names its product mesogenin 1 (gene msgn1). Gene Ontology annotation, molecular function: DNA-binding transcription factor activity, RNA polymerase II-specific; protein dimerization activity; RNA polymerase II cis-regulatory region sequence-specific DNA binding. NCBI's taxonomy places the organism in Eukaryota, Metazoa, Chordata, Actinopteri, Osteoglossiformes, Osteoglossidae. Gene Ontology annotation, biological process: regulation of transcription by RNA polymerase II; mesoderm formation. Bases 15 to 530 code for a protein of 171 amino acids. Gene Ontology annotation, cellular component: nucleus. The record is from RefSeq and is a predicted model, not a curated record. The transcript has a single exon.